Chara braunii is the source of this 2469-nucleotide messenger RNA. The record is from the annotation of a GenBank genome assembly. NCBI's taxonomy places the organism in Eukaryota, Viridiplantae, Streptophyta, Charophyceae, Charales, Characeae.
GCCUGCGAGUUUUGCACGCAGCGGUACGACGACAAUAUCGCACCGCUGAUGUAUGUCCGCAUCCAAGUUGGGCAAGCGUCCUGCAACACUUUGCUAGAUAGCAGCGCGACUCGCAACUUCAUGAGCCAAGCCUUUAUGCAAAGGGCUGGCCUCGGCGCGCAGGUUCGAAGGAAGGCAAACCCGACGGCGAUCAAGUUGGCGGAUGGAAAGACGCAGCAACUUCUCGACCGUUACAUCGAGGCUGUACCGGUGUACUUCGCACCUCAUGCAUGCGAACCGGUCACGUUCGACAUCUUGGACACGGACUUCGAUAUCAUCCUGGGAAUGCCUUGGCUCRCAAGUGCRGAUCACACGGUCAACUUUCACCAGCGGACUCUCACCGUUCGYGACGCCCUCGGCGCCGAGGUGCCGUGUACUAUUCCUCUUCCGCACCCUUCGAUCCGGUGCCAAGUCGUGACGGCCAAAUCGUUCCGGGCUACAUGUGCAUAUGAGCAACCCGACGAGAUAGGCCUAUGUUUCUUGCGGACCGUCGCGGUAGCCGACUCUUCACCAUCGGACUUGUCUUCGGRCCCCCGUGUGGUACGGCUGCUUGACGAGUUCGYCGACAUCUUCGAGUCACYUACYGGUGUGGUGCCGGAUCGGCCGAUCUCUCACGAGAUCAUUCUUGAGGCCGGUGCCGUGCCGCCGAAAGGUUGCAUCUAUCGGAUGAGCGAGGAGGAACUGGAGGUCCUUCGCGCACAACUCGACGACUUGUUGGCCAAGGGCUGGAUCCGCCCUAGCAGCUCCCCAUAUGGAGCACCGGUUCUCUUCAUAAGGAAGAAGAACAAGGAUCUACGUCUGUGCAUCGACUACCGCAAGCUCAACGCGCAAACUGUGAAGAAUGCGGGGCCUCUUCCUCGUAUCGACGACCUUCUUGAGCGAUUGGGCGGUGCUAAGUUAUUUUCCAAGUUGGACUUGAAGUCGGGGUAUCAUCAAAUUUCGAUACGCCCGAAUGAUUGCUACAAAACCGCAUUCAAGACACGUCGGACCUUGGAGGAUCAUCUUGAGCAUCUUCGACAAGUGUUGGAGACGCUCCGCCGUGCCAAGUACAAAGCCAACCGCGACAAGUGUGAGUUCGUCCGGCAAGAGCUUGAGUACUUGGGCCAUUUUGUCACACCGGAGGGCAUCAGCCCCCUAUCGGAGAAAAUUCAAGCCAUCCARGAGUGGCYSGAGCCGCGURACGUCACGGAUGUCCGUUCGUUUCUUGGUCUUGCCGGCUACCAUCAGCGCUUCAUCAAGGGCUAUUCGAAGAUCGCGGCCCAUUUGACCAAGCUUCAAUGCGAGGAUCGGCCGUUUGACUUCGACGAGGAUGCGCGGGAAUCCUUCUUGGCUCUUAAAGCUGCACUUUUGUCAGCGGAGGUCUUGCGGAUCUACGACCCGCUAUUGCCCACACGCGUCACUACUGAUGCAUCCGGCUAUGACAUUGGUGCAGUCCUCGAACAACACGAUGGCGUGGACUGGCACCCGGUCGAGUAUUUCAGCAAGAAAGUGCCCGCCGUGCACUCUAUUGAUGAUGCACGAAAGAAGGAGUUAUUGGCAUUCGUACACGCACUCAAGCGCUGGCGGCAUUUCCUUCUUGGUCGACGGCAGUUCCGAUGGGUAACGGACAACAACCCGUUGGUCUUUUACAAGACCCAGGACACAGUCAACAACACCAUUGCCCGCUGGAUGGCCUUCAUUGACCAGUUUGACUUUUUCCCCGAUCACAUUCCGGGCAAGUCGAACCGUUUUGCGGAUGCUCUCUCACGGCGUCCAGACCAUUGCACCGCGGUCUACUCGACGUUCGAGAUUGAGGACGACUUGCGAGACAGUUUCAUCCGCGGCUACCAGGCCGACCCCGAGUUUCGCGACAAUUCCACGAUGCUCCCGCCACCGGACAUUUUGGCGUCAAUCGAACGAUUGGCCGACUUCGCGAGCGAUUUUGGUGGCCCAGUCUUCUCGACGACGUCACACGCUACUGCGAGUCAUGCGAGAUUUGCCGGCGUUGCAAAUGCCGCAGGCGAGUUGCGACCACUACCGGUUCCCUUGUGCCGACGGGACGCGAUUGCCAUGGAUAUCACUGGACCAUUCCCCAAGCACAAGACCGGUGUGGAUGGGAUUCUCACGGUAGUCGAUCGACUCACCAAGUUUGCCAUGUUUUUGCCUUGUCGCUAUCAUGCCAAGGCACCAGAAUUGGCCGAGGUUCUCUACGCCGGUUGGAUUCGAACCAAGGGUUACCCCAAGGAAAUCGUCUGCGACCGCGACACUCGGUUCAUGUCUGAUUUUUGGUUGGCACUCACCAAACGAUGGGGCUCAUCUCUCAAGCCUAGUUCAGCUCGCCACCCUGAGACGGAUGGCUAGACGGAAAGGGCGCACCAGACGGCACAGGUUCUUCUUCGCACUCUCAUCCGUCCCGAUCAGAAGGAUUGGGUUGAGCGGCUGCCGGAUGUC